Molecule: messenger RNA, 1022 nt
Organism: Panicum virgatum (switchgrass)
Lineage: Eukaryota; Viridiplantae; Streptophyta; Magnoliopsida; Poales; Poaceae
Exons: 3
Coding region: 303-1022 (239 amino acids)
Source: RefSeq, a predicted model, not a curated record
GCUAAUAUGGUGAAAACCAAGAACAUGCCUCCAACCAGGAGUGUGCACCAAUCUCACGCUGGACCUAGCACUGGCAGGGAUCUCCAUGAAAGUGAUGAUGAUGAUGAUGCCUUCAUGGAACCCCCGCCAUGGCGUCGUGUGCUCAAGAAACAAUGCACAAAUGCAAAUGUAGCAGCCAAUGCAACUGCGAAGACUACCAAGACUCUAGUAAAGUAUGCUCAUGCUCCAACAGUUCGCUGCGCCCCUUCGACAUUCAACAAAUUUGUUGACAACUUGACCCUCAACCAGCGUAUAAAGAUGAGAUGGGUUUUGGUGGCCUCCUUGGUAUAUCUGCAGAGAGGAUAGGAAGCAGAGAACUAUUGAAGUUCUUGUUCGACAGGCUAGACCCCAACAGCAUGGUAAUCGAACUUGGCAAAAAUAGGGGAAUCCAUGUGACUCCCUUUGCCGUGAAGCAAGUGCUCGGCAUACCAGAUAGUGGUGAAGAUCUACCUCUACAAACAAACAACCAUGCAUCCAAGGCUCUGUCCAAACUCAAGAUUAUGUUGGGUCUUGAAGAAUCACAGGACCUUCACGCGAGCCAUCUCCAAAAGAUCUUGAAGGAUGAUUUAGAGCUGUGCUCUAAUUUAAUUGAUGAUGAAAUGGCAAUAAGAUUUUUCUUUAUCAUUGCUUCUAACAAGCUCCUAUUUCCUAGCAUAGAUAACAACAUCAGAUGCAAGGAUAUUUACCUGACUAGGGACUUGCCUCGUUUAUCGGAUAUGAACUGGUGCAAGGCGGUUGUGGAUGACCUUAGACAUGCUGCUCAUGCAUAUCAUAUUGACAAGACAAAGAAAGGGACACCAUCGCUCCCUGGAUGUGCUAUAUUACUGAUUAUCGAACACAUGAACACUCCUCGUGCAAAGUACUUCGAUCAAAAUGUUAUACAAAAGAUCACUUCUUCUGAUAGGACCAAGGACCAACAAGGGAAGGCUACGUUUGGGUUAUUACUGGUGAGUUCUAUUACUCAGUUUCUGUACAUUUUUUAA